Messenger RNA from Ochotona princeps (American pika), 1049 nucleotides. It is a transcript of the gene EIF2AK2, whose product is annotated as eukaryotic translation initiation factor 2 alpha kinase 2. The coding region runs from base 141 to 1049 and encodes 302 amino acids. The transcript has 11 exons. Gene Ontology annotation, biological process: protein phosphorylation. Lineage: Eukaryota; Metazoa; Chordata; Mammalia; Lagomorpha; Ochotonidae. Gene Ontology annotation, molecular function: double-stranded RNA binding; protein kinase activity; ATP binding. The record is from RefSeq and is a predicted model, not a curated record.
GGAAAAGGCGGAGUUCAUGCCAAAAACGAAACCGAGAGCAAACUCAGAGGGUAGGCUCGGACUGAUUGGAUUGCAGCGGCGUCUGUCGUGGACUGGAGUGGAUGAGCUGCGCUGCCUGAGCCAGGUUACUGGAAGAAGAAAUGGACAACGAAAAGAAAGGUUUCUACAUAGAAGAACUUAAUAAAUAUCGUCAGAAACACAACGUAGAACUGAAAUAUCAUGAAUUGUCCCGGUCGGGGCCUCCACAUGAACAAACGUUUACAUUUAAAGUUACAAUAAAUGGAAGAGAAUUUCCAAAAGCUGAAGGAAAAUCAAAACAGGAAGCAAAAAAUGCUGCGGCCAAAGUAGCUGUUGAAACACUUAAUAAAGAAAACAAGGAAGUUGGCUCUGUACCAUUGGAAGCUGUGGAUCCCUCAGAGGGUCUAUACCUUGGGAAUUACAUAGGCCUUCUCAAUCGUCUUGCUCAGAAGGAAAGACUAAAUGUGAAUUAUGAACCGUGUAAACUGAGUAAGAGGGAGCCUGGCAGAUUUUACUAUAAAUGCAAAAUUGAAGAAAAAGAAUACGGUACUGGCAUUGGUUCUACUAAACAGGAGGCAAAGCAAUUGGCUGCCAAACUUGCCUAUGAUCAGUUAAUGGCAACUAACCCUACCUCCCCUGGUUCUUCUGUGACUACAUCUACUGACUUCAGAAGUGCUCGUUCAGAAGCACCCAUGAGUACUUUUAACUCACCACUGGGAAAUUGCCACUCAGCAACUGUACCAGGAAAACAACAAGAUCAGAACGGUUUAAAUGGUUCUCCGUCUUCAUCUCCUGUGAAUGCCAGAAGUAAUGAAAUAAAGGAAAAAAGGAAUUUGGCACCUACUGUUGACUCCCUUGAUAAAGAAGCAACCAAAUAUACUGCGGAUGACAGGUUUACCAAAGAUUUUAAAGAAAUAGAACCGAUUGGCUCUGGUGGAUUUGGCCGAAUUUUCAAAGCAAAACACAGAAUUGAUGGAAAGGUCUAUGCUAUCAAACGUGUUAAAUAUGAUAAUGAAUUUUAUGCCCCAUAA